Messenger RNA from Didymodactylos carnosus, 2619 nucleotides. Lineage: Eukaryota; Metazoa; Rotifera; Eurotatoria; Philodinida; Philodinidae. The record is from the annotation of a GenBank genome assembly.
AUGCAUUCUCCUGUUAUCUAUUGUCGAUUAGCAUCCACAAAUGUUCUAUUACGUUCUCGAUUGGGUUCAUAUUUUAAUGAGGUAACAUGCUGUUGUAAUCAUCAGCGCCAAUAUUCUCUAAAAGUGCCCAUUCAAAAACAACAAAGUAAAAGUCGUGCAACGACGACAUCAAACGCAACGUUAAUCCAACGAUCACAUCCAAAAAAAGCAGCGUCAGUCGUAACAAAUUUAAAACAAUUAUUUACACCAGUUGAAGUCAAACCAAUGAUUACUUCACAACCUGAUAUCAUAUCAUCCGCUACGUCUUCUUUAUCAGGAAAUGGAACUUAUCAGACGCAAACGACUGCAACGACCAAUGUUGGUCAAGAAUUAACUGGAACGGUACUGCAAAGAAAUGAUUUACUACGAAUAAUUACAGAUUUUUAUCGUCGCGAUGAAAUUAAAAAAUUAGCAGCCGACAAUGGUCUGGAUAUUCGAUUAUUUCAAGAUGCCUAUGUUAGUUUUCGAAAAUUUUGUGUACAAUCAACUGUGUUACCCGUCGAUUUACACAUUGUAUUCAGUGAUAUUUUGUCAAAUGCUGGACAUGUGACAGAUAUAUUUCCAUAUUUUUUAUCCCAUGCAAGAGAAAUGUUUCCACAUUUAACGUGUAUGGAUGAUCUAAAACAAAUUAGUGAUCUUAGAGAUCCAGCUAACUGGUAUCCUGAUGCACGCGCUAUUCAACGAAAAAUUGUUUUUCAUGCUGGACCUACGAACAGUGGCAAAACCUAUCAGGCACUUAAACGAUACAUGGAGAGUGAAAGUGGUGUUUAUUGUGGACCAUUGAAAUUAUUAGCAUCUGAAGUGUAUCAUAAAACAAACGCUUUGGGAACAAAAUGUGAUCUAAUUACCGGUGAAGAAAGACGUUUUGCGGAUCCUGAAGGAAAACCAGCUGAUCAUGUUGCGUGUACUGUUGAAAUGGCAAAUCUAGCAACGCUAUAUGAAGUGGCUGUGAUUGAUGAAAUACAAAUGAUGCGUGAUGCACAAAGAGGAUGGGCAUGGACAAGAGCAUUACUUGGUUUACGGGCCAAAGAAAUUCAUUUAUGCGGUGAAGCAUCAGCCAUCAACUUUGUACGGGAAUUAAUGAUAACAACAGGUGAUGAGGUUGAAGUUAGACAAUAUCAACGUCUAACAAACUUAACUUAUUUAGAUAAAUCAAUCGAAACAUUUGAUAAUGUUAGACGAGGUGAUUGUUUCGUAUGCUUCAGUAAAAAUGAUAUAUUUCAUGUCACCAGAGAAUUAGAACGACGUGGACAUGAAGUAGCGGUUAUUUACGGGUCAUUACCACCAGGAACAAAACUAUUGCAAGCACAACGUUUUAAUGAUCCAUAUGACGUAUGCAAAAUAAUGGUAUCAACUGAUGCAAUUGGAAUGGGAUUGAAUUUGAGCAUCAAACGUAUCAUAUUUUACAGUAUCGUCAGACCACAAAUGAACGAAAAGGGAGAGAAAGAAAAAGAUUCUAUAACAACGUCUCAAGCAUUGCAAAUUGGUGGAAGAGCUGGACGUUAUGGAACACAAUUCAUUGAUGGAGAAGUAACAACGUUUCAUCGUGAUGAUUUACAAUUGUUUAAAGAUAUUGUUAGUCGACCAGUUGAAAUCAUUCAGCGUGCUGGACUACAUCCAACAGCGGAACAAAUCGAAUUAUUUGCCUAUCAUUUACCAAAACAUACAUUAUCAAAAUUAAUUGAUAUUUUCAUCACAUUAUCUCAGUUAGAUGAUAGCUUAUAUUUUAUGUGCAAUGUAGAAGAUGUCAAAUUUCUAGCUGAUAUCAUAGAGCAUGUACCAUUACCUCUAAAGCCACGUUACAUAUUUUCUUGUGCACCAAUCAACAGAAAAAUGCCAUUUGUUUGCACAAUGUUUUUGAAGUACGCUCGUCAGUAUAGUCGUGGUGAACCAGCUACAUUCAAUUGGCUAGUUAAACAAUUACAAUAUCCAUUUCAAACACCGAAUACAAUUAUGGAUUUAAUACAUUUAGAAGAAGUAUUCGAUUGUCUAGAUCUUUAUCUAUGGUUAAGUUAUCGCUUUGCGGAUAUAUUUCCGGAGAAAGAACUUGUUCGUGGUGUUCAAUCUGAAUUAGAUCAAAUUAUUCAUUUGGGUGUUCAAAGCAUUGUCAAAUUAAUUCGUCGAACAAGACAUUUGGACGACGAUUCAGAUGGACUGAUAAUAACGGCGACCACACUGGCAGUCGAAGAUGCUGUUAAUGAUAAAAAUAAAAUACCGGUGAGACCAAUUAUUGGACUCGAAGAAGAAGUAGCCAUUAAUUCUACUUCACACAGUACUACACAUCCAUCCAUCAUGUCAUCGUCUAAAAAACUACAACAGACAAUACAUCCCAAUCGAUUAUUACAGUCAUAUUUAAAUGCAUUAAAAAGUCAAGCAGAAGCACGUGGUCAUGCAUUUAAUGAUAGUGAAGAUUUAAUAAAUCAAUUGAUCAAUAAAAACUUACUACAUCAACGAGCCGUAGAUAAACUUGAAAAACAAUUAUGCAAUUAUAAAGAAAUUAAGACUACAACAACAGUAGCAACACGAGUAAAUAAGAACCACAAUAAUACCAUUGGCAUAAAAAAGACGAAACGAAAAUAA